Messenger RNA from Amborella trichopoda, 1225 nucleotides. RefSeq names its product putative jasmonic acid carboxyl methyltransferase 1. The record is from RefSeq and is a predicted model, not a curated record. Lineage: Eukaryota; Viridiplantae; Streptophyta; Magnoliopsida; Amborellales; Amborellaceae. Gene Ontology annotation, molecular function: methyltransferase activity.
UCAGUUCAGAACUUAGAGCAUUGUUGAGAGAGAAGGAGAGAGGGGAGAGAUCAUAGCAUCGAAUGGCGACUCAUCUGCACAUGAAUCAAGGCACAGGGAAGACGAGCUACGCAAAACAUUCAUGGGUUCAGAAACAUGGAUUAGAGGUGGUUAAGCCUAUAACUGAAGACGCAGUGAGCAACAUACUCUCUGCCGAUUUCACUGACAGCUUCGCGAUCGUCGACCUCGGCUGCUCUUCAGGCCCCAACACUUUCUUUGCUCUAAUCACCAUCAUCAGAGCUGUUUGCGCAAGAUGUCAAGAAAACUCUAGGCCAAUGCCGGAGUUUCAGGUGUACCUUAAUGACCUGCCGGAAAAUGACUUCAACUCCAUUUUCAGGGCAUUACCUUUGUUCUAUGAGUUGAUGAGAGAGAAAGAUGGGGUUCCGGGGUCGUGUUUUGUGGCUGGUGUUCCAAACACUUUUUAUUGUAGACUUUUUCCAGCAAACAGUUUGCACCUUGUUCAUUCUUCUUACAGUCUCCAUUGGCGCUCACAAGUUCCUUCAGGGUUAUACGAUGAGAAUGGAAACCCCCUUAACAAGGGUAACAUUUACAUAAGUGAAGCCAGCCCACCAAGUGUGAGAGAAGCCUAUCUUCAACAAUUUCAAAAGGAUUUCUCAUCAUUUCUAAGGUUUCGUUCCCAAGAGGUGGUAAGAGGGGGAUGCAUGGUGUUAAUAUUCUUUGGCCGAAGCUCAACACAACAAGGCGACGAGGAGUUUCACUUUCUAUGGACAGUUUUAAGCCAAGCUAUACGAAAUUUGGUCUCUAAGGGACUAGUUGAAGAGGAGAAGUUGGAUUCAUUUGAUUUGCCCUUCUAUGAUCCAUCAGCACAAGAAGUUGAAGAAGAGGUGAAGAGAGAAGGGUCAUUCACAAUUGCACGUUUCGAGCAACUACCAUUAGCACCUUGGGGUGCUAACAAGAGUGGGAAAGACUUGGCAUUGACCAUGCGAGCUGUGGUGGAGCCCUUAGUCAAAUAUCACUUUGGAGAGGAGCUCAUGGACAUGUUAUUUGAAGAAUACGCUCAACUUCUUCAGUUUGAAAUAAAUGGAGGAAAGAAGAAACACGUUCAUUUUGUUCUUGUCUUGAAAAAUACAAAGUGAAGCACUUUGAUGAUCCAAACAAUAAACCAUUCCUUAUGGUAUUCAUGUCUAUGUGUUAAAAAGCUUUGUCCAUAAUUGAUGUAUUUGAU